Mytilinidion resinicola is the source of this 1629-nucleotide messenger RNA. RefSeq lists its product as uncharacterized. The coding region runs from base 1 to 1629 and encodes 542 amino acids. The record is from RefSeq and is a predicted model, not a curated record. NCBI's taxonomy places the organism in Eukaryota, Fungi, Ascomycota, Dothideomycetes, Mytilinidiales, Mytilinidiaceae. The transcript is spliced from 3 exons.
AUGGGCGACCAGGCUGAGGAUUCGAACCUGCACACAAUUCAAGUUAGGCUUUGGCAAGACCCACGUAGCCAAAUUCGACAAGAACUCUUCGUACCAAUGAAUCUACAAUACCAAGAUCCCAGCUGGAUUGGUAUUUCGUCAUCGAUGCCGGGCGUCACUGAAGUCGUGCCUCCUACUCUGCGCCAGUCAGACGAGUUGAUGAACCCUUUAGAGCCAAGCAAAGCACACCAAAAUUUGGGAAACGACAUCCAACCUAUUCAGUCUAUCGAGUCGUUCCCCCCGAGCUAUUCUGUCAUGGCUUCAGAUGCUCUGAACGAGACUUCUCGAUCAGGAAAAGGCACUCAUGAAUCCAAUGGAAGCAAAGCAACAUACUCUGAUGAGACGUGGGGCAUGUUGAAAGAGGAGCUACGCCAACUUUACAUCGAACAACAGCGGCCGUUACGUUCCGUGAUGAAAAUCAUGUCUUGGAGACGCAAUUUCAAGGCCUCGGAAAGAAUGUAUAAAGAAAAAAUCAAGAAAUGGGGAUGGAAGAAGAACUUGACUACGAAGAACAACGGAACGGCAACCAUCAAACCGCGGAAUUUACAGAGACUUAGAUGCAGAGCAGGUCCCACCUACGUCUCCAAUCUUCCUGGUAUUCAGGUGCCAAUGUCUGAUUUCUUAGCACCGGAUCAAUACGAGAAGAUCAAUAGAUCGAUUCAUGGGUACAUUGAUGGCCUCUUCUGCACGCUGAACCAGUGCCAAAAUGCUUCCAUAUUCAUUGUACUCAACUCGCAACGACAAGCCUUUUAUUCCAUCCACAAGCUUUUCGAGGAAGCCACUCUUCUUAUUGGCCACGAUGAUCCGAUGAUUUUGGUGAAUUUUUGGCCGAUUUGCAUCUCUCUUCUAGGACUCUGCGUCCGAAUGACAAAACAUAAGCUAGACAUCCUGUAUGAAUUCAUAAACCAAAUGAGGCAACGAAUUCUGGAUCGGCAUGGAGAUGGGCAUCCUCUGUUUUUACUGCUGGACUCGUUACGCAGAGUCCGAUCUCGACUUCUACCGACUAAAAUGACCCAUGCACAGACGGAGACCGAAUUUACCAAAAUGAAGCAAGCGCUUCAAAUUGGGUACGAGAUGACUAUCCGCUCUUUUGAAACCGUUAUCGGAGCAGAUCAUCCUAUUGUUCUCCAUAUGUGGACCACCUACUUCAGAUACUCAAAUACAGCGCGCCUGGAUCGGCCUGCCUUUUGGAAGAACUACAAGAGACUCGGCGCUCAAGCUAGGAAGCCCAACGUCCCAUUGGAAUGCACAAUGGCCGUACUCUAUCAGUACGCCUACGCCAUAUUGCAUGUCGGUGGGACAGAUGGCGAACUGAUUGCGAAGAAUCACACGCAGAAUCCGAAACCCAAAGGAAGAAAACGAAGAGCGGAAGCUUCAGUACCGGUUUCUCAAAAGUGUCAACAUUGCUAUGACAAUGCGCGAGACUGCGUUUGGGCCCGGCAAAAUGCGAAAAAGAAUCAAGAGAAGAAGUGCAACCUGUGCUUCCGCAUGAAACUCCAAUGCAAUCCAGUACAGAAGAACGCUGAUGGCACACUACCAGUGCCAGAACAGUUCGCAGACGUUCUAUUGGAACUUUCAAAAGAUCUCUAG